This is a messenger RNA of Cryptococcus deneoformans JEC21, 1368 nucleotides long. RefSeq lists its product as hypothetical. The record is from RefSeq and is a predicted model, not a curated record. NCBI's taxonomy places the organism in Eukaryota, Fungi, Basidiomycota, Tremellomycetes, Tremellales, Cryptococcaceae. The coding region runs from base 386 to 1162 and encodes 258 amino acids. The transcript has 4 exons.
UGCUAUUCCUACCAUCUCUACCCUCCUCAACAGCUCGCUGAUCGUCACGUUACCUACAUUCUACCGCCCCCCCUUCUACUGACACACAUCCUUCAGCAUGGCCCCUUCUUCCACUCAGGAUCUUCGUACUCCACUUGGGACCCGGGAUACCAACCGUUACCGUUCGUCAGUGCCAUCACUCGCGUUCGACAAAUCGCCUACCGCGUUCCCCUCCCUUUCCCCCGUUACCCCGGCUAGGUCCUACUUCGCCCACCCUAAAUCGCCCAAUGUGAUCCAGCUCAUCGAUGAUCCCAUUCUCUCCAUCGAUAGCCCGGCUGAUGCGGCUGCUUGUCUCGAUAUGCUCGAGAAGAACUUGGGCGCUCGCUCUUCUUUCCAGUAGCGACCUAUGACAACGUUCCGAGAGCAGGACUUCAGCAACGGCCCCGCCAUGGCUCAAGCUAUUGGUCGUCACUUGCCUCAAGCCAUGACCGACCUUAUAGAAAUCAUGAACAAGAUCAACUGGUUAAAUUCCUGCCUGAGGUCCUCCCGUGCUGUCGCUCGUUGCUAUCAAAAAGCUUUCGUCAGUGUUAUGGAGGAUAUGGAAGAGCUAAAGGUGCAGAUGUCAGCGCUGGAACGAGCUAACAAUAUCCAAGGGAUAGAGGAGGAUAGAAUGAGGAAGCGAAGGAAGACCAGUGCCUGGCCAAAGAACAGAGAGCUUGAGGACUGGGUCCACGCAAACGUGCGCAGGAUCAUCGAUAUGCCUCCUUCCGGUGACAAAAGCCUGUAUUCAAAAGACAAAUGGCCCAAUUACGAUCCCGAGGAAGCACCUAACGGUUAUGUCGAAGAUCCCGAAAGCAGGAAGGUCUUGUGGAGGCCAAACUGGGAGAACUUGAGGAACGCCUUCUUCGGUAACCUCGUUGAUGUAGCUGUCAAGGCCUGUGAAGACGAUAGGAAGAGCCUUAAACUCGAGUGUCCUUCGACGGAGGAAACCAGGGAUCGAGUGGUGGCCUACUUGAAGAACAUCGCCAAACGCAAGUGCGGCAAGCAAUCCAAGAAGGAGGCGGAUGAGAAGAGGAUCCUGGGAAGGACGCGUACUGUUUCCGUCAGUGGAUCAAGAAAAACUGGGAGUCACUCUCUCUCAGCAAAUGCCGCGAGGCGUCUGAUGACCCUCUGCCGACGUUAGUAACUGAUUAUGGAUAGAAGGUGAGGCGUGUGUAGAAGAAAUGGUAGGGGCCGGGAGACGAUGAGAACCAAAGGGCUCGUUGUUGGUAGCUAGAGGAGUCGUUGUGAAUGGGCGAGGUGAUUGAGGGGACUGGGGUAACAAAUGAUCCAAGGGUCCCUGGAGGGGAAGGAGGUCGCGGUGGUCAAGUCAUGUCCGGUACCGCAUAA